AUGGUGUACAUUCGGCAACAAGUGUUGCCCAACUUACGCAAUUACAAGUAUGCGGGUGUGGAUCAUUCAUUGGUCAGUCGCUAUAUCUUGAAGCCCUUUUACAGCAAGUGUGUGAUCAAUCUGUUCCCCAUGAACAUGGCGCUGGCUGGGCCCAGUCGCUGGACGAGCGACGGGCCCAGCUUUGGCCAGAGUUUUUCCUCCGGGCCCUCGCUGGUCGUGACGGAGAUUACUUUGACUGGAUUCAUGUUCGUCGUCUUCAAUUUCUUGACCGUGAUGUGGUACAAUCCAAACAUGGAUACGGACUGCCCACCAUGGGUUUACGCAAGUUGCGCCAUUGGCAUGUUCCUGUAUCAGACCUUUGAUGCUGUGGAUGGCAUGCAAGCACGGAGAACACGACAAAGUGGACCGCUAGGCGAGCUCUUUGAUCACAGCGUGGAUGCGUGCAACACCGCCCUGGGAGUGCUUAUCUUCGCGGCUGCCAUGAAUUUGGGAAACUCUUGGAUGACUAUUUUGUGUCUCUUUGGAUCAACCAUGACCUUUUACGUGCAAACAUGGGACGAGUACUACACCAAGGUUCUGACUCUCGGUGUAAUCUCUGGCCCGGUGGAGGGUGUCCUGACCCUUUGCGCGGUCUACGCCAUUACCGCCUACCAGGGUGGAGGUAGCUUCUGGCACCAGCCUAUGCUGGAGACCUUUGGGGUGGCCAAGCCCAGCUUCCUCUCGGAACAAGUGUACAGAAUGCCCUUCACUCAAUGGUACCUCGUUUACGGCGCCUUUGUGCUGUUCUUCGCCACUGGCUCCAGCAUCUGGCAUGUCAUGCAGGUGCGCCGCCAGCGUGGCCAAGACCCAUACACCCCGCUCUAUGGCCUGUUGCCCAUGAUUGCGAUCUGGACCCUGACCCCGGCCUAUCUCUACCUGCAACCGGUGAUCCUGGAGAACUACUCCAUCCCCUUCAGCCUAUACGUUGGUCUAGUCAAUGCCUACGCGGUUGGCCGGAUGAUCGUCGGUCACCUGGUGCAGUCUGGCUUCCCGUACCAUAAUAUUCUGCUGUAUCCCCUGGCCCUUGCUGUCCUGGACAGUGCCGGAUCAGCGGCCAAUCUGUGGGCCGCUCCUCUCCUCGGACAGGGUCCCUAUCAGAUCAUGUUCGUAUUGGGAUGCCUGGGCUUGUCAAUCGGUAUCUAUGGAAGCUUCGUGUACGACGUGAUUACCACCAUCUGCGACUACAACGAUAUUUGGUGUCUGACCAUCAAGCACCCCUUCGUCGAGGAGACCGAGCGCAAAGAUCUGGGCGACGCGAUGAAGCUCUCGGUCGAUUCAGAGCAGAAGAAGACCUUGUAG
Molecule: messenger RNA, 1338 nt
Organism: Penicillium oxalicum
Lineage: Eukaryota; Fungi; Ascomycota; Eurotiomycetes; Eurotiales; Aspergillaceae
Product: aminoalcoholphosphotransferase
Exons: 7
Coding region: 1-1338 (445 amino acids)
Biological process (GO): phospholipid biosynthetic process
Cellular component (GO): membrane
Molecular function (GO): phosphotransferase activity, for other substituted phosphate groups
Source: RefSeq, a predicted model, not a curated record